Molecule: messenger RNA, 1822 nt
Organism: Andrographis paniculata
Lineage: Eukaryota; Viridiplantae; Streptophyta; Magnoliopsida; Lamiales; Acanthaceae
Product: cytochrome P450 714C2-like
Molecular function (GO): heme binding; iron ion binding; oxidoreductase activity, acting on paired donors, with incorporation or reduction of molecular oxygen
Source: RefSeq, a predicted model, not a curated record
AUGUUUGUUUCCUUGUUUCUAAUCCUGUUCGGAUUCUUGUUUCUUCGUCUCUACGAUGCUCUUGUCGCUAAGCCACAAAAGCUACGUAGAAUCUUGCUUGAACAGGGGAUUAAUGGCCCUCCUCCCAAGCUCAUACUAGGGAACAUUCUCGAAAUCAAGAAAUCCCGGGAUGCCAUGGACAAGGCUGCAGCGGCGGCUAUCAGAAUUAGCCAGCCGCAGCCUCCGGUCAUCCACGACACCGCCUCUAUUUUAUCCUUUCUCGAGCAAUGGAGAAAGCAAUAUGGUUCAUUGUACCUGUUUUCUCUGGGCACGAUGCAGAUACUGUAUGUGUCGAAGCCUGAUUUAGUGAAGGCAAUAUCGACGUGCACGUCGCCCAACUUGGGGAAGCCGGCUCAUCAGCGGGAGGAAUUCGGCCCGUUGCUUGGGGACGGGAUCUUGACGUCGAAUGGCUCGAUUUGGGCGUACCAGAGGAAGAUCAUAGCUCCUGAAUUAUUCAUGGACAAAAUCAAGGGAAUGAUGGACAUAAUCGCCGACUCAGCUCUAAAUCUGGUGAACUCCUGGAACCAUGAAAUCGACAAUGGAGCCAUGGAAAUCACUGUGGAUGAGUACAUGAAGAUAUUCUCCGGGGACAUAAUUUCCAGGGCCUGUUUUGGCAGCAGCCAUUCCAAAGCGCGACAUAUUUUCUCAAAAUUUGGGCAUCUCCAGGAGCUGAUAUCCAGCAGGAUGAAAUCACUCGGCGUUCCAGGACUAAGAUAUCUCCCGACAAGGAACAACCUGAGGAUUAGGGCAUUGGAGAAGGAAAUCGAGGGACUCAUCCUGAAAGUGGUGAAGGAGAGGCAACUGGCUGGAUCUGAGAAGGACUUGCUCCAGAUUCUUCUAGAAAGCGCACAGAGCAGCAGCAGCAGCCAUUCUUCAUCGGAUUCAGAUUCCAAUUCCGAUUCAAUCCACCAGUUCAUCGUUGACAACUGCCGAAACAUCUAUUUAGCCGGAUUCGAGACGUCCGCUGCCGCCGCCUCCUGGUGUGUAAUGCUUCUGGCUUCCAAUCCGGAUUGGCAGACCCGAAUCAGAGACGAGGUUAACGACGUCUGCCAUGGCCGCCGGAUCCCUGACAUGGAGAUGCUUCGCAAAAUGAAACAGCUGAAUAUGGUGAUUCAAGAGACCAUGCGACUCUCGCCAACGCCGAUGUUAGCGAGGGAGGCGCUGGAAGACAUGACGAUAGGCGAUGUGGAGGUGCCGAAAGGCGUCCAUGUCUGGACUAUGGUGUCGGCGCUGCAUACAGACACAUCGAUUUGGGGCGCCGAUGCGCUCCAGUUCAAGCCGGAGAGGUUCCAGAAUGGGAUUGCGGGAGCCUGCAAUAACCCGAGUGCCUACAUGCCGUUUAGUUUCGGACCACGUGUGUGUGUCGGGCAGCACUUGGCCAUGGUUGAGCUCAAGCUGCUUAUGGCAUCCAUUGUCGCCAAUUUCUCCUUUACGCUGUCUCCUAAUUAUGUUCAUUCCCCCGCCAUGAGAAUGAUCGUUAAGCCCAAGUAUGGAGUCAAAAUUUUGGUGCAGAAGCUGCACUGACGAAUGAAUAUAAAUAAGCUCGUUCAUUUGAUUUGGUCACCACUAUGGUUGACAGGUUCCGAAAUCAGUGUGUCAAAGUGUGCAUAAAAAGCAUUGGUGUAAGUCUUCCAAUUGUCCUCUAUGGGAGACAAGUACCCAUCGAAGAAACCAUAGCCCACGCGCAUAUUGGGAUCUUUGAAUUAGUAGCAACAAAUAUAGUCCUCUAUGGCGAUUUGUAUUGUGUUACUUGUUGCCAAGUGCAACUAACUGCUCUGCUGCA